AUGGCUCGUCUGAACGAGUCAACAGCGUCGGCUGAACCGAUUGAGAUCCUAAAGAGACGGUUUGUACGACAGAAUCGCGAAAUUGCUCGAGUAAACUCAAUCCAAUCACUCCGAAUUCGGAACCUCGAGUCCGAAGUCUCCCACCUACUUUCUGAAAACGUGUCGCUGCGAGAGCAGAUCAUAACUCUGACGCAGGAUUUGGAGCGAUUUGAGGCAGCAAAAACACUUCACGACGGUGUUUAUGGCCUAAAAACUAGGCUAGACAGCAAACUAGUUGAGCUGAGCAGCCUGAUCACAGAAUUGGGUAGUCUGCCGCGGCGUUAUGCUAGAAAGUCACGGGAUGAAUCCGAACAUAUGGGAGAGAAACGGCCAAGGGAAUCAAGCAUAACUCAAAAAGUUAAAGAUGCCAAUCUCGACAGAACAUUGGAGGUUGAAGCAAAUGAGAAACUCCCCGUGAUACUAGAAGACAAGUAUUUCCCCAGGCGCACACUCAGUGCGCAAGAGUUACAAGAGCUGUCGAACAGCGACACGGAUAUUUCAAGUUCUUCUGGGUCGGAAAUCUCUGCCAAUUCUCCCAAACAAGGCGAUGAAAAUGACGAUGUAUCAAUGAAAUCACACAUAGGGUACACGGACACGAGCGCAAUGAUUGGGAACGCAGAAAAUGCACAUUCACUACCUCCCAACCUUGAAACAAGAAGAAAGAAAAGACCCGGUCCAAUUACAGCAAAUGAAGUCCAUAGUGACACAAAUUCCACAUCUCUUCUCGAUCCAAGAUUCACUCGGAAAUGUGGAGCAAAACGCAAGUUCUCAGCCGAAGACGAAGAAAGCUUUUUUGAAUCGGCCGCGGCUGAGGAUGAUGACUUUGAAUUCAACCGUCCUAUCCAAUCACCAGUGAGGUUGUCUGCGCAAAAUAAUUCUCCAGUUAAAAAGAAUACUGGGUUAAAAGAGGCAGUUUUGAGCCACAUACAACCUAAACGGAAAGUGCUCGAACCAAAAAGCACGAAUAGCACCAUAAUUUCGCCAACCAAACCAAGUACUACGAAGAAUCGGGACAAAUAUCAAACCCCUACGAUCGUCGGGGGAAACGAGAACUCGAUCCCACAACAAUCCAAAGGUGGCCAGGGCCGCGGCGAAUGUUCAACCCCGAAGAAACCUAGCACACCUAUCACCGGUAGCGACAGGGGAAUGAAUUAUAAUAGGCAGGAGAUGAAGACUGAAGUGAGAAGAGACAACAUGCAAUUUCACGAUAUCCAACAACCCGACGUUCCCGCAACUCCAGAUAUGCCUAAUGCUCGGCCGUCAAGGCGACGCGGCGCAGUUGUUAGCUAUGCCGAACCAAACUUACGGGAUAAGAUGAGGAGAUCGACGAACGAACUUGGACCAGCUGUCAGUGGGGAUAGGUCGCGAAAAUCCGGUUCACAUACAGACUCGAGUUGGGAACCCCAUGAAGAGCCUAGUAAUAAAAGCAGCUCUGUAAAGAAGGCUCGGGGUUCCAAAGUCGCAAAUCAAGAGCAUGAUUUAGUCGGCGACAAAACACCUGGCGAACAUUUGGAGCGAAAUCUGAAUGCUAGUCCGGAAAAGAAGCGCCAAUCCUCGGCACGACAUAAUGAUGGCGGAAGAGAAGACGCGGAAAGUCAAUUUCAGGAGCCAUAUGUACGAGGCGAAAAAGAACUGGAGGACCAAUUCGGCAGUAUGUCAAAUCGAGAGGAAAUUGUUCAAAACAAGCGCCUGCUUUCUGUACACGGCAAACCGGAUGUCUCCAUGGACGUGAACCAGGCAGCAUUAGUCACAACCCGAAAGUCCCGAAGACAUUCUUCAAACACCAAGUCUUCCGGGCGAAACACCGUGCCGAGAUAUUGCACCAGUGUCAUAAAUGCAGAAAGCCUAUACAAUGAUUUGGUUACGAGUUAUUCAGGCUCGGGCAGCUCAAAUAACGAGCUCUCCAUGUUUCCUACGAAGGCCGAUACCUUCAAUACCAAUGAUCCACAGGAGAACCCUAGCACAUUGUCCUUGGUGGGUUCCACGGCAACAGGACGAGGCCAACGAAUUGCUGCUAGGCGGAGAAGUAUGGUCUUAUAA
This is a messenger RNA of Aspergillus puulaauensis, 2079 nucleotides long. RefSeq names its product shugoshin family protein. Gene Ontology annotation, cellular component: chromosome, centromeric region; nucleus. Lineage: Eukaryota; Fungi; Ascomycota; Eurotiomycetes; Eurotiales; Aspergillaceae. Gene Ontology annotation, biological process: meiotic chromosome segregation. The transcript is spliced from 4 exons. The record is from RefSeq and is a predicted model, not a curated record. The coding region runs from base 1 to 2079 and encodes 692 amino acids.